Messenger RNA from Balaenoptera acutorostrata (minke whale), 2680 nucleotides. RefSeq names its product dpy-19 like 2 (gene DPY19L2). NCBI's taxonomy places the organism in Eukaryota, Metazoa, Chordata, Mammalia, Artiodactyla, Balaenopteridae. Bases 13 to 2340 code for a protein of 775 amino acids. Gene Ontology annotation, molecular function: mannosyltransferase activity. The record is from RefSeq and is a predicted model, not a curated record. Gene Ontology annotation, biological process: spermatid development. Gene Ontology annotation, cellular component: nuclear inner membrane. The transcript has 22 exons.
GACUAUGAGAAAAUGGUCGGGCAAACGAGGAAUAAGCUCAAAGAAGCGGCCUCAGAGCCGUCGCACUCUCCCCGCUCCACGCAGUCUAGGCGGCGGCGGCGCCGGGCCACCGGAGCCGGGGAGCCGGAGUUGGACGAGGAGCCGAAGGAGGAGGUGAAAAAGCCGGAGCGGCCUUUGCCCGCAUGCGGGGGGAACCUGCCAGGGGGCGCCUGGGAGUACUCGCCGCGGAGGACCCGAAACCUGAACGCGCAGAAUUGCCUGCAAAUGGAGGUGGUCGCAAGGACCGUUCUUCUCGGCCGCUUUCAAUUCCUCAGCUGUUUCAUGGAGCAGCUCCGCAACAAGAUGCAUGUAUUGCGGAGAUGUCAGUUCACGGGCAGGAUGACCCUCGGCAUAGCUGCCUUUGUGGCAAUUUUGCACUGGAUACAUUUAAUAACGCUUUUUGAAAAUGAUCGUCAUUUUUCUCACCUCUCAUCCUUGGAACGGGAGAUGACUUUUCGCACUGAAAUGGGACUUUAUUAUUCCUACUUCAAAACCAUUAUUGAAGCACCUUCAUUUUUGGAAGGACUGUGGAUGAUUAUGAAUGACAGGCUCACUGAAUAUCCCCUUGUAAUUAAUACAGUGAAACGCUUCCAUCUUUAUCCAGAGGUGAUUAUAGCCUUCUGGUAUCGCAUAUUUGUGGGAAUAAUGAAUUUAUUUGGACUGGAAACAAAGACCUGCUGGAAUGUGACCAGAGUAGAACCGCUAAAUGAAGUUCAAAGCUGUGAAGGAUUGGGAGACCCUGCUUGCUUUUAUGUUGGUGUGAUUUUUAUUUUAAAUGGAAUAAUGAUGGGAUUGUUCUUCAUAUAUGGUGCAUACUUGAGUGGGACUCAACUUGGAGGUCUAAUUACAGUAUUAUGCUACUUUUUCAACCAUGGAGAGGCUACUCGGGUGAUGUGGACACCACCUCUCCGGGAAAGUUUUUCGUAUCCAUUUCUUGUACUUCAGAUGUACAUCUUAACUGUGAUUCUCAGGACCUCGAACAAUAGUAAAAAGCAUUUUAUUGCACUCUGCCUUUCCAACGUUGCUUUUAUGCUUCCCUGGCAAUUUGCUCAGUUUAUACUUUUUACACAGAUCGCCUCAUUAUUUCCCAUGUAUGUUGUGGGGUACAUUGAGCCAAAAAAAUUUCAGAAGAUCAUCUAUAUGAACAUGGUUUCGGUUCUCCUUUGUUUUGUGUUGAUGUUUGGAAAUCCAAUGUAUUUAUCUUCUUAUUAUUCUUCGUCUCUAUUGAUGACAUUGGUGAUAAUUCUAAAGAGAAAUAAAAUUCAAAGAUUGGGUGCAUCUGGACUCCACUUUUGGAUAAUUCAAGGUAGUGCUUGGUUUUGUGGGACAAUCAUUUUGAAAUUUCUGACAUCUAAAAUUUUAGGUGUUUCAGACCAUAUUCGCCUGAGUGACCUUAUUGCAGCCAGAAUCUUAAGAUAUACAGAUUUUGAUACUUUACUUUACACCUGUGCUCCUGAAUUUGACUUCAUGGAAAAAGCGACACCACUGAGAUACACAGAGACAUUGUUGCUUCCAAUCGUUAUGGUGAUUACUUAUUUUAUCUUUAAAAAGGCUUUUCGUGAUAUUUUAUGUGUCUUAUCUGCAAACACUUAUCUGAGAAGACAGCUCCUUGAACAUGGUGAGCUAAUUUUUCACACAUUGCAGUUGUUUGCAUUUUCUUCCCUUGCCAUUUUAAUUAUGAGGCUGAAGCUCUUUUUGACACCUCACAUGUGUGUUAUGGCUUCCCUGAUAUGCUCUCGGCGGCUCUUUGGCUGGCUUUUUUGGAGAGUUCGUUUUGAGAAUGUUAUCUUUGGCAUUCUAACAGUGAUGUCAAUACAAGGUUGUGCAAACCUCCAUAAUCAAUGGAGCAUAAUAGGAGAAUUUAAUAAUUUGCCCCAGGAAGAACUGAUACAGUGGAUCCAAUACAAUACCAGACCGGAUGCUGUUUUUGCAGGUGCCAUGCCUACAAUGGCAAGUGUCAAGCUCUCCACUCUUCACCCCAUUGUGAAUCACCCACAUUAUGAGGAUGCAGACUUGAGAGCUCGGACAAAAAUAGUUUAUUCUGCAUAUAGUCGAAAAUCUGCAAAAGAAGUGAGAGAUAAGUUGGUGGAGUUACAUGUGAAUUACUACAUUUUAGAAGAGGCGUGGUGUGUUGUAAGAACUAAGCCUGGUUGCAGUAUGCUUGAAAUUUGGGAUGUGGAAGACCCUUCCAACUCAGCUAACCCUCCCUUAUGUAGCGUCUUGCUCAAGGAUGAGAGGCCGUACUUCACCACAGUGUUUCAGAAUAGUAUGUACAGAGUGUUAAAGGUUAACUGGGAAUGAGACUACCCUUUACACUGUGGUGCAUAAAAAACAAUCACUUUAGUUUAUUUACAUUAAUAAAAAUCACAAGCUUUAAUAAGGGACCCUUAAAAAGAAGAUAAUAAAAAUGCUUUAAAUUUUUCUAAUUGCUAAAAGGUAAAUUAUUUCAUUGUUUUCCAUUGAAUGUCAGCCUUAUUAAGCUUGUCAUAUAAAUGAGUAAAUCAUCUUAAAGCUUUAAAGAAGAAAAAUAUAUGUAAAAGAACAGCGAAAUUUAAUAAAUCAAGGAUAUGUAAGUCCUUUUGUAUCCCACUAGGUGAAUUGCUUCGGAUUCUCUCUAGUUCCAGGAUGUACCAGCUCAGAA